This is a messenger RNA of Drosophila hydei, 1780 nucleotides long. RefSeq names its product glycoprotein-N-acetylgalactosamine 3-beta-galactosyltransferase 1 (gene C1GalTA). Gene Ontology annotation, molecular function: N-acetylgalactosaminide beta-1,3-galactosyltransferase activity. The record is from RefSeq and is a predicted model, not a curated record. The coding region runs from base 225 to 1403 and encodes 392 amino acids. Gene Ontology annotation, cellular component: membrane. The transcript has 4 exons. Lineage: Eukaryota; Metazoa; Arthropoda; Insecta; Diptera; Drosophilidae.
GUUGCCGUUUUGUUGUCAGGUCGUGCGCUCGCGUUUCGCUCAGUUCGCGUUGUCGGGAAAAAUUAAUUCGAAGAUGUAAAGCGCUGAGGAUAUCUAUCAGCUCCAUCCACGCAACACAACCAAAGAGGCUCGAGAGGCCCCUGGAAACCAAAGACUAAGUGCCCAGAGCAUACAGAGGUUGCCCUCUACAACCUCGAAGCCACACAACAUAUAAGCCACAAGCAAUGACUGCCAACAGCCUACUGGGCCGAUCCUUACUUAAUGAAGGACGUUCCAACAAACGUUCAUUAGUCUCACUGAUUGUCGGCCUGGUCGUUGGCUUCUGCCUGGCCGAGCUGUUCGUCUACUCAUCCACGCCGGAACGUGGCGAGUUUGUGCCCUACGAUGGCCAUCGGCAUGGCGAUGUCAACGAUGCCCAUCACAGUCACGACAUGCUGGAGCUGUCUGGCCCCGAGCAGGACAUCGGCACGCACGAACACUCAAACGAGAACACAAGCAUUGCCGAGAAAUUGCAUAGCGAAGUGCGCAUUCUCUGCUGGAUUAUGACAAAUCCCUCCAAUCACAAGAAGAAGGCGCGCCAUGUGAAGCGCACCUGGGGCAAGCGAUGCAACAAGCUGAUCUUCAUGAGCUCAGCCAAGGAUGAGGAGCUGGAUGCUGUGGCCCUGCCCAUUGGCGAGGGUCGCAACAAUCUGUGGGGCAAGACAAAGGAGGCCUACAAAUACAUCUACGAGCAUCAUAUCAACGAUGCGGACUGGUUCCUCAAGGCUGACGAUGACACCUAUACGAUUGUGGAGAACAUGCGCUAUAUGCUAUAUCCCUAUAAUCCAGAGACGCCCGUCUAUUUUGGCUGCAAGUUCAAGCCAUAUGUCAAGCAGGGCUAUAUGUCCGGUGGAGCUGGCUACGUGCUCAGUCGCGAGGCAGUGCGUCGCUUCGUAGUGGAAGCCUUGCCCAAUCCCAAGCUAUGCAAAAAGGAUAACAGCGGCGCCGAGGAUGUUGAGAUGGGCAAGUGCUUGGAGAAUGUCAAAGUGGUGGCUGGUGAUUCCCGUGAUGCUAAUGGCCGUGGGCGCUUCUUUCCAUUUGUGCCGGAGCAUCAUUUGAUACCCUCGCAUACGGACAAAAAGUUCUGGUACUGGCAGUACAUCUACUACAAGACAGAUGAGGGUCUGGAUUGCUGUUCGGAUUAUGCUAUAUCAUUCCACUAUGUCUCGCCCAAUCAAAUGUACGUGCUCGACUACUUGAUAUAUCAUUUGCGUCCAUAUGGCAUAGUUAACAGGCCAGAUGUGCUGCCCAAUAAGCUGGCGCUGGGCGAACUGAUGCCAGUGCCCAAAGAGCCCAAGGAGACCGAGGAGUCCAAGCCACCGGAGGAGUCGAAUACGACCGAAGCGGAAAAGGAAGCACAAUGAUUUCAGCUCGAUGCUAUGGCCUGUAUAUAGAACUUGUGUAAAUAUCCUUCGAUCGACUCAGAUCCAACUCAGCUUAACAUACUUUGCCAUUUCCAUAUGUUGUCUCUUGUAUUAUUAGUUGAAUUCGCUUAGGCUACGUUUAUGAAAAUGCUCUUGAGUUGUACAAAAAAAGUAUGAAAAACAUAAAUAAAUACCAAAAAAAGUAUAAAAAACAGCAACAAGCACUCAGUUAGAUUAGUUUGUAAAGAAGUCUGCGCAAUUAUGGUUUAUAAUAAAUAUACUUAUAAGAUUUAAAUAGACAUUCAAAUUAAGUAUUCAUAAUGCAUAUGGCACAUAAUUACUUUCUAAGACAAUGCUAAUAAAAUAUGCAUAAAUAC